AUGGCUAUGAUAACAUUCACAUAUCCCGGUGAACAAUCUGAGAAUAGAUAUGAAUGUAAAGUUUCAAUCGAACAGGUGUUAGAAGAAACACUUGUGAGUGACAAUCUUACACAGCAUGAAGAUACCGAUAGAACUACCGAUAAGAUACCAUAUUGCGAACAUUGUAAAAAGAGAUGUCCUGAGUCGUGUUUAAAAGAGCAUAUACAAACGCAUACCAAAGUUAAGCCAUAUCAAUGUGAACAAUGCGAGAAGAGUUAUGCCUGGGCACAUACUCUCGAAACCCGUAUGCGAACACAUACCAAAAGAAAAAGGCGUUAUCAUUGUGAGCAUUGUCGGAAGAAGUUUUUUGAUUCAGAGUCUUACGAACAGCAUAUAAAGGCAACACAUGAAGAAUCUAAUCAAUGUCAACAAUGUAGGAAGAGUUUUGCCACACAAAGAGGUUUCAAGCGGCAUAUGCUUAAGCAUACAACUGAGACGCUAUAUCAUUGUGAGCAGUGUGAAAUGAGUUUUAUUAGGUACUGUAAUCUUAAACAGCAUAUGGUUACGCAUACGAUUCGGAAGCCUUAUCAGUGUGAACAAUUUGCAGUGAACAGCAAAGAAAGAGUUGGAAAAAUACAUGUAUCAGAAUUGUAUUCAAUAAGAUGA
Messenger RNA from Saccoglossus kowalevskii, 645 nucleotides. RefSeq names its product zinc finger protein 77-like. Lineage: Eukaryota; Metazoa; Hemichordata; Enteropneusta; Harrimaniidae. The record is from RefSeq and is a predicted model, not a curated record.